This is a messenger RNA of Megalops cyprinoides (Indo-Pacific tarpon), 2072 nucleotides long. It is a transcript of the gene laptm4b, whose product is annotated as lysosomal protein transmembrane 4 beta. The transcript is spliced from 7 exons. Gene Ontology annotation, cellular component: lysosomal membrane. The record is from RefSeq and is a predicted model, not a curated record. The coding region runs from base 183 to 860 and encodes 225 amino acids. NCBI's taxonomy places the organism in Eukaryota, Metazoa, Chordata, Actinopteri, Elopiformes, Megalopidae.
GAUUAAUGUUGCGCUGCUGAGAGGCGCACCGGACUACAGAAACAUCGGAGGAUUUCGGACAGCUCUGACCGAAUGCAGCGACGCUGAGGAGGAGGAUUUCAUCAGUCGACUCAUUGAAGAAAAUAUUAAAUCAUUAAUGUUCAUUGCAUACAUGAAAUAGACAGACUACCCCGAGCUGAAAGAUGAUUUCCCCGUGGGACCGGUGGUACUCGACCAGCUGCUGUCUCUGCUGUCAUGUCCGGACUGGCACCAUUAUUUUGGGGAUAUGGUACAUGCUCAUCAAUGCUGUGGUGCUUCUCAUUCUCCUCACGGCCCUCAGUGAUCCUGACCAAUACCACUACCACAUGACCAGGGUUGAGCUGGCCAACAACUUCGAUGUCAUGGAUGAUGCGAAUAUUUGCAUUGCCACGGCUAUCUCCCUACUUAUGAUCCUAAUAUGUGGAAUGGCAACAUACGGUGCAUAUAAGCAACAUGCAGCUUGGAUUAUUCCAUUCUUCUGCUAUCAAGUCUUUGACUUUGCCCUUAACACCUUGGUUGCAAUUAGUGUUUUGGUCUACCCUGACACAGUUCAGGAUUAUCUCCAGCAGCUGCCAGGGAAUUUUCCAUACAAAGACGAGAUCAUGUCUACGAACAAUGCGUGCCUAGUCUUCAUGGUACUCCUUUUCAUCGGCUGUAUCCUGGCCUUCAAGGCGUACCUGAUUGGCUGUGUGUGGAACUGCUACAGAUACGUGAGCGGAAGAGGCUCCACGGAGGUCCUGGUGUACGUCACCACAAACGACACCGCUGUGCUGCUACCACCUUACGAUGAAAUUGUGGCUGUUCCACCCAAGGAGCCCCCUCCCCAGUACGUUUCGGCAUGAGAGACCGCCUCCCUCAAGACCACCACGACCACACACUCUUUACCACGGCUCCUCAUUCUAUCUAGUUAUGACACUACAAACGCUGUUACAUUCUCUCUGGCCUGGAGGUGAGGCAUUAGUAGAUUUUUUUUAGCUGUCUUGCAUUCACAGAACUCCCCAGUUAUCCCAGCAACACGCUGCUGUUUCAAGCCCUAUUUGCACUUUAAGCAACGUAGUUUGCUCCUCUUCAGGUCUCCCAUGAUACCCUUUAAUACUGUGAACUCCUCUGAUCCAGAGUUUGUCCGAGGGCAUUCCUCAAAUGCAGCAAGCGAGGAAAGAGAUGAGCUCUUUUUAAAAGGCAAUAUCCCUGAUAACCACUGAAUGUAAGGACUGUUUUUUAUUACUUUUGUAUAAGUACUGUAAAAAGACUGAUUUUGAGAAGCAAAACAAAAAACCUUCACUGUCUGUGGUCUCAGUUACUUGUAAUACCAAUCAAUCCAUAAAAGGUCAUCGUUCUGAAUGAACAAGUAAAUUAUGAACAGAUAGCUUCAACAGGUGGAAAGGUUCCAAGGAACAGCAUCUGUCUGUAAUAUGAAAUGAACUAAUAAUGUUCUGAAAGACACAGCAUUCUGUAUGUAACAUUUCAGCUGAUAAUUUCUCUUUUUCCCCACAUGCACAGUGCACACAAUUUUUGCUGCAGAGGUUUUUUAAAAUUUAGUCACACUGCUGGACACAAUUCAUGCUUAUUACUCCAAAACCUUGGCAUUUCUUAGGAAAUCACUCUACAAACUCUGACGUGCUGCUAUAAUCGCAAGUGAAUACAUGUACUACUAAUAGGGCUUAGUGCCAAGACAAAUGGUACGAUGUAGUACUUUAGUCUAUGUCCCCUGUUAAUCUGUCUAAUAUGUAUUCUGUUAUAGUCUGAGCUUUCAGAGGUGGAUUAAAUAGUUUAAGGAAAGGAACAAUGCUCCUGUAUUUCCUUAGAUCCUUAUCUUCAGUUAGUCUUCAGCUGUCUUCCAUAAUGGAGGACUGUGGAGAUGUGAAGGAUCCGCCCUGAUACGAUCGUAGAUUCAUAGCUCAAAAUUAGGUUUUUCACUUUGACAUACCCAGCUAUGCAAGAGUGCAAAGGAAAGGAAACAAGUGAAAACCGCGCUGUGUUUUCAUUGCACUGACCACCACAGCAGACGCAGCACAUGGCCGACGAGACAGGGAGGUUGAGACCAGAAAGCAAGA